AUGGACCCGGCCUCCGAGGAGCUCGAGCGCCGCAGCCGCUACCUCAGCGCGCUCGUGCGCCGCACCAAGCUCGCCGACCCGCCGCAGCCCGAGCCCGAGCCGGAGGCGGAGGCGGUGGAGGCCAAGGCCAAGGCGGACGUGGAGCCGGAGCUCAAGGCGCCGCCGCGCCCGCACGUCGGCGGCGAGGAGUAA
This is a messenger RNA of Miscanthus lutarioriparius, 192 nucleotides long. Lineage: Eukaryota; Viridiplantae; Streptophyta; Magnoliopsida; Poales; Poaceae. The record is from the annotation of a GenBank genome assembly.